AUGAAGCCCUUUGCCUGCAUUCUGGUGAUCCUCGCCACCAUCCUGUCCGUCGGCCACGCCUCCCUGGGCGGUCUCCUUGGCGGCGGCGGCGGUGGUGGUGGUGGUGGAGCUGGUGGCAUUGGCCAGCUGCUGCAGAGCAAACUGGGCAGUCUUGGAGGCGGUCUCGGCGGCGGUCUUGGUGGUGGUCUUGGCGGCGGCUUGGGCGGCAAGCUCGGAGGAGGCGGCGGCGGCGGUGGCGGAUACUCUGGCGGCCAGUCUGGAGGAUGGUCCUCCGGCGGUGGAUACUCCGGUGGCGGUGGAUACUCCGGUGGCGGUGGAUACUCCGGUGGAGGUGGAUACUCUGCUCCCAGGCCCGUCGAGAAGGUGGUCAUCGUGAAGGUCAUCAGUGAGGGACACUCCGGCGGCUACUCCAAUGGCGGCGGCUACACCGGUGGCUACUCCGGUGGCUACUCUGGCGCCCAGUCGGGAGGAUGGUCCUCCGGUGGCGCCCAGUCCGGUGGCUGGAACAAGGGCUGGUAA
Messenger RNA from Drosophila serrata, 519 nucleotides. RefSeq lists its product as uncharacterized. NCBI's taxonomy places the organism in Eukaryota, Metazoa, Arthropoda, Insecta, Diptera, Drosophilidae. The record is from RefSeq and is a predicted model, not a curated record.